GCACAGCAUUUUUUUGUUUGCUGUUCCUGUUGAUCGGCUUUGGGGUGUGGUUGUGUGUUAUCAUCCUCGUCCACGGCCUCGUCCUCGUCUUCGACCUCGUGCUUGCAGAGCACGGCUGCCGCCCGUACUCUCGCGUGUACAUCUACAUCCCUGAGCCCUCGGGUUUUCAUCUACACCCCGCCGCUCACAGGUCCUGACUUCCUCGCCCCGCUACCACACCACACAACACUACACCACACCCUUGCACCCCCCCCCCCCGACACCAUGGGCGUCAAACUCACCCCCGACGCCCCCCGCACCAAUGCAGACCACACGCGCGCCAGCGUCGCGAUCAUCGGCGCCGGCAUCUCGGGGAUCUGCAUGGCGAUCGACCUGCUCACACGCAACAGCUGCGCCGACUUUGUGAUCCUGGAGCAGUCAUCGGGGGUUGGCGGCACGUGGCUGGACAACAAGUACCCCGGGUGCUGCUGCGAUGUGUGGUCGGUGCUGUAUUCGUUUUCGUUUGCGCAGAAUGCCGGGUGGACGCGGGCGUAUCCGGGGCAGGAGGAGAUUUUGGAGUAUCUCCGCAAUGUGGCCAGCAAGUACCAGCUCUACAAGUAUAUCCGCUUCAACAGCAAAGUGCAGGCGGCGACGUGGGACGAUGCGGGCGGCGUGUGGAAAGUCGACGUCGGCGUCACGGGCAGCAAGGAUAAGGAGUUCUCGCCGGGCUACGUGCUCGAGGCGGAUUUCCUGGUCUCGGCGGUCGGCCAGCUGAAUCAGCCGCGGUAUCCCCAGAUCGAGGGCUUGGAGUCGUUUGAAGGCAAGGUCGUGCAUAGUGCGCGCUGGGACUGGAGCUAUGAUCUCCAGGGGAAGAGCGUGGGGAUCAUUGGGAAUGGUGCGACGGCGGCCCAGAUCAUCCCGGAGAUUCUGCCUGUGGUCAAGGACCUCACGGUGUAUCAACGCUCGCCCAACUGGGUCAUCCCGCGCGACGACGCCCCCGUGCCGGCCUGGCAGCGCACACUGUACAGCUGGGUCCCGCCGCUGCGCUGGCGCAAGCGCGCUGCCAUGAUGGACUUCCGCGAGUCGUUCCACGCCGCCGUGACCGACGGCUCGUCCGCAUUCGCCGACCUCCUGCGCACACUCUGCGGCGACAUGAUGCGGCGCCAGAUCCCCGACCGCCCCGACCUCUGGGAGAAACUGACCCCAACCUACAACCCAGGCUGCAAACGCGUCAUCAUCUCCGACGACUACUACCCGGCCCUCGCGUCGCCCAAAACCACCCUCGAAACCACCGCCAUCGCACGCAUCACCCCCACCGGCAUCGAAAUGCGCGACGGCACCCACCACGCCCACGACACCCUCGUCCUCGCCACCGGCUUCCACACCACCACCUUCCUGGCCCCGCUGCACAUCACCGGCCCCCACGGCGUCCCCCUGCCGCCCACAGCCCCCGAAGCCCUCUACGGCACCUCGAUCCCGGGACUCCCCAAUCUCGCGCUCUUCUACGGCCCCAACACAAACCUGGGCCACAACUCCAUCAUCCUGAUGAUCGAGGCACAGUCGCGCUACAUCAACGGCCUGGUGUCCGCGGUGCUGGACGCGCGCCGCCGCGGCACCAGACUCAGCCUUAUGCCCAAAGCACCGCGCACCCGCGCGUUCAACGCCGACAUGCAGGCCGCGCUGCAAGAAAGCAGUUUCGCGGAUAAGGGGUGCGGGUCGUGGUAUAAAGACGCCGAGGGCCGGGUCGUGAACAAUUGGUCGGGCACGGUGGUCGAGUACCAGGAGUUGGUGAGCAGGGUGCGGUGGGAUGAGUUUGAGACCGUGGAGGGGGCGUGUGCGAGUGGUGUUGUGUUUGGGGGCAGGGAGGAGACGAAGGUUGGGAGGGUCAGGGAGGAGACGGUGGUGAGUAACACGGCGUUGGCGGUGGGCGCGCUGGGGGCGGUGGCGGCGGGGGCGGCGUGGUGGGCGGGGUUGGGGCGAAGGGUGAGGUUUGGGAGGUGAGGUGAGGAUGUUGGUGGAAUGAUGAACGUUGGGUUUGCUCUGGAGCCGUGUUUUCGCCGUGUUUCUGUUCGUGUGCAAGGCAAGAAGGGGAGGUACAGUUAGACGGUGACCGAUACAGGGCAUACUGCUGUACGAACAAUGAAUCUUAAAUCGUGUUCAGAU
This is a messenger RNA of Boeremia exigua, 2142 nucleotides long. RefSeq names its product flavin-binding monooxygenase-like protein. Gene Ontology annotation, molecular function: NADP binding; flavin adenine dinucleotide binding; N,N-dimethylaniline monooxygenase activity. The coding region runs from base 265 to 1980 and encodes 571 amino acids. The record is from RefSeq and is a predicted model, not a curated record. Lineage: Eukaryota; Fungi; Ascomycota; Dothideomycetes; Pleosporales; Didymellaceae. The transcript is spliced from 3 exons.